AGCUGCUCAGACGCCGCGACUGACGCGUACAGCCUCGCCACGAUCCCGCGGACACACGCAAUCGCGACUCCACGCACCCAAUCGCUAAUUCACUGGCAACACCAGAAGACACUCUGUGUUUUGAACCUCUGCAAGCAAGUAUCAGUAUGCUGGUGAAGACGGCGGUGCAGGUGGCGAUGCUAGCGGCGGCGGUGCUCUGCGGGGCGCGGACCGAAGCCGCCACCUCCUCCUUUAAGCUCUGCGGACGCGAGCUCGGAGAGAUCAUGAAGCGCGUCUGCCGUGUCUACAAUAGCCCCCAAUGGGACGUUCCUACAGUGGUAGAGCAGCCAGCGACUGUGGUGAGGCGGAAAAGAGGCAUCGCGGACGAGUGCUGUACCGACGGAGGAUGUACCUGGGAGCAACUCAGCGAGUACUGCUCAGUUAGUGCCAAUUCUGACGUCCUGCUGGAGGACACGCACAUGAUAGCGGACCGGUCGGCGGAGGUGGAGAGCGGCGCGGUGGUGGCGGCGCCGGCGGUGGUGUCCGAGCCGCGCGCGGAGCCCGACGCGGGCAAGGCAGCGAGCGCACGGCGAGAGGUGGGGCGGCGGAGUAGCGGGUACGGGCGCGCAAGAGGCCGCCGCUGCUGGUGUCGGCGCAGGCGGCGCCAAAGCCGACGGCGGGCCUCCCUCAUGGGACAUGGUAAGAAGUGCAGCGCGCGCUGCGCCCGUGGUCGGCACCGUGUCGCCGCUACUCACGUGGGGCCGCACGCUCAACACUGACCUGCCGCAGAUCGACCGAGACCGGUACGCUUACGUCGCCGUCUAUUCCACAUAACACCGCCUGCCAUCAACCGGACUCAAAUCUGACAGGACACUCCACACUCUUGAUGAAAUGUCGUCGGUUCAACACACACGUUUAGCCGGCUCUAUAGCAAAGAGUCGUAGUAAGUUCUUUCAAGUGUUCAUUUAAAUAAUGUAGAUGUUUGGUAGAUAUUCUAUUUAAGCCCUUAAUUUAUGAUAGCGUAGUAAAACUCGACAAUAUUAUUACGAAGACUCGAUUAUUGUACUUGUGUAUCACUGAACAGUAAACUUGUUAAAAAGUAGAGAGUGACUGUGUUCGACUAUUAGUUGUGAUUAUUAUUUACUGUAGAAAUCUUAUAGAGAAAGAACACUUGAAAAUAUUGUAAAGUUCGUCAGUCCUUGCCUGAAGUAUUAUGUUCGUUUCGAGGUUUUGUCAAGUAUGUUAAUUAAGUAAGAAAUUUAUUUUUCAGCAUUCUUGUUUCGUAUUAAUUCCAGUGAUUACUUGGGAAAUAACUGAUUUUACGCGAAUUAGAAGGAUUCCCUAAAAUGGAGUUGUAAUUAGCCAUAUUAUUUAUAAGUUUAUAAAUAAAUAGUUGUAGAAUGUAAUCAUCCAUAAUAUCAUCGCAGCAUCAUACUAGCUCAUUUAAAAAUGGUCAAAUUAUGUCUAAGAUGUUUUUAUAAAUAAUCGCCUACUAUUUAAGAUAGGUAUAAAGAUCUCUAAAGCAUCUGUGAUAAAUCCAACUGAUAAACGUAACACAUUUAUUUAUGUUAUAUUUUAUUAGUAACACCAUGCCUAGUGUAACAUAUCUUGUCUUGUUAGUUUGUUUAUAAGUGUAGGUAAUCUCAUAGUUAACAAUGCGACUGACGAAGUGGGCGAAUUAAAUAAAUCUUCAUUUAUUUUA
Pectinophora gossypiella (pink bollworm) is the source of this 1681-nucleotide messenger RNA. Its product is annotated as insulin-related peptide 4-like. Gene Ontology annotation, molecular function: hormone activity. The coding region runs from base 147 to 758 and encodes 203 amino acids. The transcript is spliced from 5 exons. Gene Ontology annotation, cellular component: extracellular region. The record is from RefSeq and is a predicted model, not a curated record. Lineage: Eukaryota; Metazoa; Arthropoda; Insecta; Lepidoptera; Gelechiidae.